CAGAUCACGCUACUGACGGGCAUGCGCAGUAACGCGUUUACGAGUUAUCAUCCGCGCCCUUUUUCCCCUUCAAUCUUAUUCAUUUGUAUUUCUCGUGAUAUACAUGAGCCUUCACAUUUACCUGUUAAUUUAUGGAGGAUAAUUUCCCGCCUUUCUUUGUCUUUUGUGUCAUCUAAAUUGGUAAGCAUUCCGAAAGGUUUUGAGCACAAUCCUUUGGCGACUGAGAGUUGUAAAUUCAUUUGGUGACUUUAUACCAAGAUGUUUAUUUCCACGCUAACAUUCAUGGUGCUUUGGGUCGUUGCUCUGGCAACAGCCCAAACCACACCCACUUCCACGAUGUCAGAACCACCAAUGGAUGAAUGGUACCCCUUCAAGAAUCCAGGAGAGAUCCUCCCAGAUGGGGCAUUAACGAUACCUUACAUCCUGAACGUUGUAGGUGGGUUCUGGACACAGUAUCGUCUGAUAGACUCCUACGUUUACCUCUGCUCCGCAGUGCUUCCAGAGUUGGAAGAGAGAAUCCCGGAAAUAGGCAAUAUGAGUGGCAUGUGGAAACCGGUUUGUGAGGAGGUCAUCUCUGCGAGGAACAACGAGGAUGGAUUCAAUGCCACAGAGUUCUGCAAUGCUAUUGUGGCUUUGGGAAUGGGCGUCCUAACAGCAGAAUCCAACAUGACCGCUUGGAAUGGCUCUGGAGAUAUGUCAGGCAUGCCCGGAAUGGGCAUGAUGGACAUGCCAUCAGGGGACACCAUGACGCCUGGCCCUGGUGGGAACCCCGAGGAUCUAUCCAUGCUGUUCUCACCCCUGCUUGAAUCAGCUGCCAGCGUUGCCCAGGAGCUCUAUGGAAUCAAUAUCAGCAAUCCUAUGACAAUAUGCCCUCAAGCUCACCACUUCCUAGAGCCAUCUUUGCCGAAAUUGAUCUACGAUUUCGAGACGAAGAUGUUGAGCAAUAUGUUGACUUCGGGAGAAUUCGGGUGUGAUAUUGUGGACGAGAUACUAGGAGAUGUAGGGAUUAAUUCCACCUCACCCCUAUAUCCGAUUGCCCAGGAGAUUGAAGCACUUGUUUAUGAAGCCUUGGGAUUCGAUAGCAAGCAGGAGCUCUGUGAAGAAAUCACCAAAGCAUUGGCGAUUUCAGAAGCUGAAGACCUGGCAACAGAAAUCGUUAACCAUCUCUUUUUAAUCCUAACCGACGAGGAUGAGUGUAGGACUAUCGCCCAUGGCGUCGUAGACAUCAUCAAUGACGUCAUAAUGAUGAUGACCCCAAUGGAUAACUCGACAUACAUUCCUUGGUCUAUAACCGAUGAUGUCAUCUACCAGUAUACCGGAUUCAUGAGCAUCGAGGAGAUAUGUGAAAAUGUUGAUAAGAACUUCUCUGGAUGUCACUCAAAAGGUUUCGACCGAGAUGCGUGUAACAUCUGUUCCCUGUCAACGGAAGAUGGCGCCCCAUCAUUUCUCUCAUCCGAUCACAGAGACUGCGACAUGAAGUGUCCCAUGGAUAUGGACUUCGGAGCAAUGAACAACGAAUGUGGCUUCUGCGUCCUCGGUGUUACAGGGUUGGAUAUGAAUGAAGGUUUGAAUGAAUGCAACGAAUGCGGAGAAGAUACAUCAUGCAUAGGCUGUGACGGAGAACCAAACAGGUGUAACCGGGUCCUUAUGUCGAAUUGCACCUUUUCCCUCAGCCUUCAAUUUGUGGAGUAUGGCUUUGAACAUUUCAUUACAUCCAUCGAAUGCAGCAUCUUUACAGAUCGAAUUGACGGUGCUUCAAAAAGUGACGCUGCAAACCGUACCGAAGAGUGA
This is a messenger RNA of Lytechinus variegatus (green sea urchin), 1791 nucleotides long. RefSeq lists its product as uncharacterized. NCBI's taxonomy places the organism in Eukaryota, Metazoa, Echinodermata, Echinoidea, Temnopleuroida, Toxopneustidae. The transcript is spliced from 6 exons. The coding region runs from base 259 to 1791 and encodes 510 amino acids. The record is from RefSeq and is a predicted model, not a curated record.